Molecule: messenger RNA, 608 nt
Organism: Culex pipiens pallens (northern house mosquito)
Lineage: Eukaryota; Metazoa; Arthropoda; Insecta; Diptera; Culicidae
Product: NADH dehydrogenase [ubiquinone] 1 alpha subcomplex subunit 13-like
Exons: 3
Coding region: 63-515 (150 amino acids)
Source: RefSeq, a predicted model, not a curated record
AUUCAUUUUCACAAACUGUCACUCGCCGAUUUGUUCUGGUUACGAGUGGAAAAGAUCCAACGAUGAGUGCCCCGGCCAAGCUGCAGGACAUGCCCCCGCGGGGUGGCUACCAGAGCAUCCCGUUUGCUCGCGUUCCGGCCAAAAAGUACUUCAAAGGUUGGCAGCUGAUUGCGGCGUACGCCGGUUUCACCACCGUCGGCCUGUCGCUGUACUAUCUGAACUGCAGGGAGAACCACCGGAACGAGGUGGAGAUGCGCGGAGCCCGGAACGUGAUUUACGCGCUGCUGCUGGCCGAACGCGAUCGCGAAUAUCUGAAGCAGCUGCGACGAAACCGCGACGAGGAGGCCGCCCUCAUGAAGGACGUGAAGGGCUGGGAGGUGGGCACCUGGUACGGUGAGCCCGUGUUCAAGACGCUGCCCAAGGACAAGCUGGUCGAUCCGACCUUUGAGGAGUUUUACGUGCACUCGGCCAGCAAGGACCGGGCCAACCGCAAGAACGUCAAGAUGUGGGCGUAAAGCGGUACUGUUUAUGGGAAUGGUUUCUCACGUGCAAGCCGCUUCUGGUUUAGUUGGGAAAGAAUGUAAAAUAAAUAGGUACGAUGAGGUAAA